This is a messenger RNA of Amoebophrya sp. A120, 4583 nucleotides long. The record is from the annotation of a GenBank genome assembly. Lineage: Eukaryota; Dinophyceae; Syndiniales; Amoebophryaceae.
GCCGCUGCACCAGACGCGGACGGGCUCGGGCGGGACAGGACCGGAAGGGUGGCCUCGAAGAUUGACCUGGGGAAAGCGCUCGGCGUGGUGAAUGCGACCGAUAGAAAUUCUGAUAACGAAGGAGAUGAUCAUGCUACGGCUGCAUCUUUACACGACGCUCACCUUCCAUUCGACGCGACAGCGCUGGAGCAGCAGAUGCAAAAGACGGACGAAGAAUUUGCGAAGGUCGUUGGGCCGGUGGCAAGAACAUCAAGCGGCGGCACACAAGAAGUUCUUGGUCGACGUCCACCAGCGAAGACGCAUGAUUUUUCGACCGGUCGCUACACCCACCCAAAAGAAAUGUUCAAACUCCUGAAAAUUCUCUCGACCCACGAAGACCUGGCGCUGCAGAUCCGGCAGGCGUUACGGCGCGCGGACGCAUUUUUCGAGCCGACUACCAACACAACCUUGCUGACCGGUGAGGACGUUGCGGGGGAAAUUGAGAAUUUGGCGCCGACGAGGAUCGUGCUCGGGGGUGUCGAGAACUUGAAUAACUACGAAGGGACGGAUUACAAGGACGAGCAGCAGUCAUUUCACCGACAGCCGAUCACGCUUCAUUCCUUCCUUCUCCCUUUAAUCGAGCACACCACCUACUUCAACCAUCACUGGCAACAUUUGCAGAAGUUCAGGAAAAGCGUGGUAGCGGGGCGGGAGAAGCAAGUACAGGAAGUUCUUCUUGUUCAACAACAAAGGUUGCGAAUCAAUGCCGGACAGGAACUACAGAAUGGCGAACAGCAGCAAAAGGGCCAAGAACACGAGGAACAACAUGAUGACCCGCCCUGUGACGACAGCAAUGCUGUACUACUCUCCUCGCUGCGGAAAUCCAUUGAAGACGAGUUGGAGUACAUCGACGAGUUUGUUAUAGCGAAGUUCUACAAGCAAAACAUCUUCGAACUGCGCACCAAACUCUUCCGCAUCCAACAGGAAUUCGCCCACCUGGCGUCCAAAAUCGGGGAUUUCAUGGACAAUGUAGCGAAGAUCUACUACGAGAGACUCGCACCAUUGCAGCGGAUCGGGUGCGGGGAGGACGUUUGCAGUGGGGAAAUCGCCCGAAAUAAGGUGCAGAGUCGGGAGAUCGUUUACUAUCAGCGGGAACUUGUGGCGGAUAAAGAGCCACUACAGCAGGGCGGCACAGCAAGUUCUACCGAGAUAGGAUCGAAUGCGGAACAACUGCAAGAGCACCACCAAGUAGUAGACGAGAAAAUUAUGGAAAAAAUCAGCGAAAAACUGGUCUACCCCAAGUGCGAGCUGUUGAAGCAGUCCCCCGGGCUUCGCAUGGCCGAGUCGCACCUGUGGCCCCCGCCCUUGAGGAUCCCAGAAAUUUACCGACGCGAUCUUUUGCUGUACGGAAAAGCGGUAAAGAAGAACGCGUUCUACAUGCAGAAGUCCAGUAACGACAGCUGGGCACGAGAGGUCGUGGGGGAUCAUGUUCAUGAUGAUGGAGUAGAAUCUAGUACGUCAAAACCUUCUUAUUUAGAGAACAAUGACGAGGAGAAAGGCGACCAGAUGCAAGAGGACUACAAACCCGGCUCUUUCGCCAACGAGGAAACUACCCAAUUCGAAGACCACAAUCGUCCCAUCGCUCCGCCACUCCAGGAAGAGCUGUCGCACAAAUGGAACGCGCAGACCUUCGGAAAACUGCUGCUCCGCAAUCCUUUCGGGUGGAUGCAACACGUAUCCUGUGCAAAAGUAUCGCACUCGUAUUGCAGUCAUGCAUUACGAAUCUUUCUCAUUCAUCUCUUAAGGUAAAUCAGCAUUACAAAUUUCAUUUCUCGUGCUGAGGAAAUUUGUAAUGCAUUUAUCCGAAUAGGAAUACGAUAACGAUACUUUUGCAAUUCAUGACACGCUGGGUUGUCGGAAAACCGACGGAUUGCGCUGGAGACCAAGCAGAAACUUUACCGCAACAUCUUGGAAAAGAGAGUAUGCAUUGCAAAAAUGUCUGGGUCUGGAAGGUUGGAGCUUGUAAUGCUAGCUUUCCAUACCUAGAAAAUCUGCAUUGCAUAACCAACAAAAGUCGCAGCCUCUUUUGUCAUGCAAAAACACAGUUUCUCAUGCGGAUUGCAUAUCAGAAAGCGUUUUGGGAAGUUGUCAAGCCGGACUGCAUUCGGAAGCGUUUUCAUCGUGCACAUUUUAGCAUCACAAGUUUCCAGACCCAGACACAUUUGCAUCUCAUAGAGAGCGCUCAAGCGCGACUACGCACUGAAUCUCUGGACGGACAGCGAUUUGGUGUUUCUCCUAUGCAGUGCAAAAGUAUCGCACUCGUUUUAAUUGCGUUUAUGCAUUUACAAAUAUUUUUCUGAAGGCAAAUCCGCAAUAGAAAUUCAAUUUGUAAUGGUAAGUCGAUUUGUAAUGCAAUUUAUACUAGCGCGAUACGUCUGCAAUGCAUAUCUCCAUUUCGUAAACGAAACCGUUUCCAGUUACCAAGACGACACGGUCUUCAUUCUUGACGCGGCGAUCAUGCGGAACCGCGAUACGUUUUUCGCGAAUUCGAACAAGACCUUACUGAGAGGAAAAAUCCCCCCUCCCCACAUUGAAAAGGUAUGUGUCCAAAAAUUUGUGUUGCGGAUUUGAGGUCACAAAUCACAUCUGUUUUGCAAGAAGACAAGGGCAGAAGCUUUCGCCCCAUUAUGGAGGCGGUUUGUCAUGCUGUUAGGCCUAAAGGGGAGCCGUUUGCCAUGCUGAACAACUAGACACAUAAGCCCCUACCUAGCCUGGGGAUCUGGCCGCCAUUCCUCUCUGCAAUACAAAGCUGAUUUGUGGCCACGAAGCAGCAUCACAAAUUUCCGUUUUGAUAUGGGGCGGGGGGAUUUCUCAUUUUGAUAGACCUGGCACAACGAGAACGACAAAACGGUGUUGCUGGGCCAGCAGGAAAUUAAUUUGAAAAUCGCGGUUCUGGGCAGUGAGCAGCCCUGGAUGGAGAUUUUGCUGCUGUACCGCUUCUAUCAAAUGCAAUAAUGUCUGGGUCUGGAAGGUUGGAACUUGUGAUGCUAACCUUGGACUCUAAAAAAAUCUGUAUUGCAUGACCAGCAAGAGGAGUCUAGUUGGUGCUACGCGGGCGGGAGAGCAUUUGUCAUGCGGAGUAGGCAUCAGGAAGCCAUCUAAAAAUCUGUGAUGCUAGGGCGUGCAUUACAGACAUCCUGGGUCAUGCAAAGUAUGCAUGACAAACUCGGCAACACUCCAGACCCAGACACUUUUGCAUGUGAUAGCUUCCCCACCGCGAUCGUAACCACGGUUGACUACCGGAAACCACUAUCCUGUGCAAAAGUAUCGUAUUCGUAUAAAUGCAUUACAAAUUUCCUCAGCAUGAGAAAUAAAAUUUGUAAUGCAGAUUUGCCGUGGAAACAAGAUUUGUAAUGCAAGACUUGCAUUAGCAUUUGUACGAGUGCGAUACUUUUGCACAGGAUAAACCACUAUCCUGUGCAAAAAUUGUAUCGCACUUCUCGUAGCAAUUAUAAUCGCAGUCAUGCAUUACAAAUUAUCUCUACCCCAACGUAAAACAGCAUGACAAAAAAUUCCAUGUGUCAACAUGCUGACCGAAUUAUUUGUAAUGCGAUUUCUACUACUAGUAAUGAUGCUUUUGUAAUGCAUAACCACCCGUGGAGGGGCAUCCGGACGAGCUAGACGGAGUCUUCGACGAGAAGAAAAGCACGUCGAUACAACCCCGAUACCCCCACAAGCGAUGGCGGUUUUUGUUUUUCCACGAGCUACUGACGAGCGAUGUGUCUUUCGAUUUUGACAUAUGAACUGCAAAAGCAUCGCACUAGUAUAAACUGCAUUACAAAUUAGCCCAGCAUUACAAAUUGAAUUAUUUGUAAUGCUGAUUUGUCUUGAGAAAGAAAUUUGUAAUGUAUAAAUGCAAUUACUAAGAGUGCGAUGCUUUUUGCAGUGGAUAUGACAUGUGGUUUUCCUACUCCUCCAUCGAGCACGCGGGGUUGGGACGGUACGGCGAUGCGCUGAACCCCUUCGCGGACGUCCAAACGAUGGCGCUGAUCCACUGCCACACGAAAAAAUUCGGGAAAUUUUUUCUCGGGCCGGCGUGCAUCGACAGUUGCGGAUGGCUGGAAGAGACGACUUCCGACACGGUUUACUUCAACGCCGGCCGAGACUACGGACGCAGCGGGUGGUAUGGGGGUGUCAGGUUCGAAAUCGACAAAAUCGAAAAAAAUGUGAUGCACAAAAUCGAUGCCAGUUAGACCUGCAGUUUGUAGUCGGCGCGGGACAGUUCUUGUAGACUUUCCCCGUUCUCGAAGCGAAUCUGUCAUGCGGUAGUUUAGGGCCAAAGAGCUCGGCUCCCUUAUGUCAUGCUAGUCAGCAGCCCAACUCGCAACCCUUUUCAGGACUAUGAUCUGCCUUCCUGAUUUUUUCGACUUUGUUGAUUUCGAUCCUGACGCCUUCAUAGAUGGGCCCGGUUGCUGAUGAGUUGGGCGGUCGAUUUGGAGUUUAGCAGCCCCUGGCUGGAACGGGAGAAGCAAAAGCAAACCCCCGCCGCAAAGCAAGAAGAGUACCUGAGGAAGGGCGGUUACUUAGCUUUGGUGAAAGUCUAG